AUGAGCAAUCAAAUUAAAAAAUGGUUAUGUUGCGCAGUAUUUCCUAUUUUAUUGGAGCCAGUCCCAGGAUGGGUUGACACUUUAAAUGGAAUUGGAGGCAUAAUUGUCGGCGCAGGCAAAGGUGUUAUUAGAUCAAUGCACUGCACACCAACUUACUAUGCCGAAAUUAUUCCAGUCGACAUUGCAAUUAAUAGUAUAAUUUUCUUAUCAUAUGUGAUUGGUACCAGCAAGAUGAAAUCAAAAAGCAUACCAGUGUACAACAUAACGCAGGGAAAUGUAAGGCCCAUUACAUGGGGUGAAAUGUUAGAGAAAGGCAGGAAAAUCAUUUAUGAUUAUCCUUUUGAAGGACAGGCUUGGUAUCCGGAUGGAGAUAUACGUACCAACAAAUAUGUGCACAACUUAUUUGUCUUUUUCUUUCACAUCAUUCCUGCGUAUUUAAUCGACUUUCUCAUGUUGAUAUUUCGACAGAAGAGAUUUAUGGUCAGAAUUCAAAAGCGAAUUUCAGUCGGUCUGGAAGUAUUAAUAGCACGUGAUUCUGAUCUUGUUAGUCAAUAA
Pseudomyrmex gracilis is the source of this 555-nucleotide messenger RNA. Its product is annotated as putative fatty acyl-CoA reductase CG5065. Gene Ontology annotation, cellular component: peroxisome. Gene Ontology annotation, biological process: long-chain fatty-acyl-CoA metabolic process. The transcript is spliced from 4 exons. Bases 1 to 555 code for a protein of 184 amino acids. The record is from RefSeq and is a predicted model, not a curated record. Gene Ontology annotation, molecular function: alcohol-forming very long-chain fatty acyl-CoA reductase (NADP+) activity. NCBI's taxonomy places the organism in Eukaryota, Metazoa, Arthropoda, Insecta, Hymenoptera, Formicidae.